Molecule: messenger RNA, 1200 nt
Organism: Puccinia graminis f. sp. tritici CRL 75-36-700-3
Lineage: Eukaryota; Fungi; Basidiomycota; Pucciniomycetes; Pucciniales; Pucciniaceae
Exons: 3
Coding region: 1-1200 (399 amino acids)
Source: RefSeq, a predicted model, not a curated record
AUGUUUGAGUGCGACAUCAGCUUUCUCAUGUAUUGUGCUCGGAAGAAUAAGCAGAAGAAGACGGUUUGGUCGGGAGUCAGAUCCAAAGUCAAAAUUUCAAUCUCGUUCAACUGCCACACGAUUGACUUACCUCGCUUCAAAGAAUUGGUCACGUUAGCGUGCGGCGAACGACACCCGAAUGCGCCCCCCUUGAUCGAUCAUGGUACAAACUCCUCGCCACCAACAAUGCUCUGGGUGGCCUACAUGGCCCGUAACCCAAAAUGGCUGAAGACCGGAUCGCAGUCAGUGGCUACCGGCCCUAUGUUUGCCGAUUGGAUGCAAGACAUAAUCAAGGGCGGUGUGAAGAAGGGAGGGCUCCACCUCAAAAUGGACAACCCAAGCGACAACAAAUCCCUUGCGGCCGACAAUGAUUUGAUGGCGCAAACCGUCUGUCGUCAUGCGGCUCAAAUGGCAACUCUAAUGUCCGUGUUGGAUAAGCACCCUUCAACCUCUGCUGACGGCCCUCCUGGCGCACCGCUCUCACAAACCCUGCCCCUUGGGCAGACACCCUUUGAUCUCGAUGAUGACGCGGAAGACUCCUGUGAUGAGAGUUUUGAUGCGCAAAAAAUCAUUGAGGAGGAGAUCUUUAGGAAAUAUAGUGGAAACAUCGGUGUGGACCCAAGCCAUUCGGUCUACCCGCAUCCAACCGAUGUCAAUUGGUAUGUUAUCCUCACAGCUGGGAAUCAUGGCAAGGUCAAGGGGGUCAGUCUCACCUCCCCACCGAGCUGUGUCAAGUUUUACAACCGCAAGACUCGCAAGUCCACGCAUGUCGACCCAAACGAGCAUCCCGUUACUCCUCACGUGCCUCCGUUGGCCGCGAGUGCCAACCGACCGGAUGCCUCACCUCCUAUGGGUCAGAUCGUGACCCUGGAUUUGGUGGCAUCCAUUGUGGAGAUCUGCACCGAGACCAUCUCAAAGAAACAGGCACGGUCGCCGGAAAGCUCCAGUUUGCCCGUCGGGGUCGCCGGGUCCGAGGGCCAACUGCUUGAUUAUGUCAAAUUUGCCGGUGUCGCAAACCCGGAAGAAACCAUGCGUGUGCUUGAGCGGAACGAGGUUGAUAGCUACACAAUGUUUGCCGAGGGAUUCUUCACCCCCGAGCAAUUGCAACAGUUAGGCCUCACUGUGGGGACCCUGGCUAAGCUCUGUCGAAAUAAACCCUAA